Messenger RNA from Symbiodinium sp. CCMP2456, 231 nucleotides. NCBI's taxonomy places the organism in Eukaryota, Dinophyceae, Suessiales, Symbiodiniaceae. The record is from the annotation of a GenBank genome assembly.
GACACCGCCGCCGGCGACACCGCUGAAGCCCGAGCCGCCGAAGCACCCACCACCGGGUUGGCGGAGUCCAGGGCAGCCACCGCCCCAAGGUGGCUCAGGGCGAAGAAGCAGGACACCUCCGCCAAGCCUGCCGAGCCGCCCGAGCCGUCCGAGCCCGAGCCGUCCGAGCCGCCAGUGGGACCAGGGUUCGAGACGGAGAUCCCCUCAACGUCCGAGGGGCCUGUCGAUCUG